GAACAAAGGAACAUGAGCAGAAGGGGAGACUUGAUGGCGGCUGAGUUCUGCUCUCUGGUGACAGUGACAGGACCCAAGGGAAUGGCAUAGAGCUGCGUCAGGAGAGAGUCAGGUUGGGAGUUAGGAAAAGGUCCUACUCCAGAGGGGUGAUGGGCAUGGAACAGGCUCCUCAGGGCAGCGAGCACAGCCCUGAGUGCUGGAGUACAGGGAGUGUAUGGGCAGCGCUCUCAGACGUUGGGCUGGAUUUGGGUAGUUCUGUGCGGAACUGGGAGCUGGACUUCAGGAUCCUUCUGUAUCCCUUCCAACUCAGCCUGUUUUAUGAUGGUGCCACCUUGGGGUUUUGUCCCAAGGCUUCUUUCUAUGACCUCUCAAGCAGCAAAAUUGGAAAAAGCGGAAAAGAAUAGCUUUUUCAGAAAGAGCCUGUAACAAGCAAAAUGCAGCUUAAGCUUCCAUGCCUCAAGAGUCAGGAGCCAUUCUCUUUUUGCAUGAUUUCUUCUCAUAAAGAGCAGCAAGGCAGUGGCACAGGCUGCCCAGGGAGGUGGAGGAGUCAUUGUCCCUGGAGGCGCUCAAGAACUAUGUGGAUGUGGCACCAAGGGUCAUGGGUUAGUGGGCAUCAUUGGGAUGGUUGGUGGUUGGACUAGAUGAGCUUAAUUGGUUUUCCAACCGUAAUGAUUCUAUGAUGACCAGUAAUAAGAGGGUCUCUUGUCACCAAUGCUCCUUUGCCCAGCUGCUGGACACUGCCUCAUUACCAACACUCCCUGUCUGCCCACCACCUGUGUGCUCGUUGUGGAGCUGUGCACCUGAAGACUGAAAGCUUCAAGUUUUAGUUGGACAGCAUUUGCUUGAAGUGCAUCCAUAGCAAGUAGAACAAGGAAAGAAAAGAACAAACAAAACCCCCCCAAACAAGGCACAGACAUAUAUAUUCCACUAUAUAAGUAGUGGUUCAGAGAAAGGAUGCUCCCAUUUGGGAUGUCACCAACUUGCUGGCAUUCCUUAUCAAAAUGUAGUUGCCAUAAAAUUAAGUAACGCCUAAUAUUUUAAACUCCAAACACAGCAAAAAUAACAAUUUCCUGCAACAUUCCUUUAACACACAUAUACAGCACAUGUGAGCCAUCCCAGGGAAUUCAGGUGUUUGUAGAAUUGACCCAUUCUGUAACUGCACGUUAUGUGUAAAAUUAGAUGCACAAUGAAAAAUAUGUGGGUUGAAAACAUAUUAGGAGCUUACAAACAGAGGGAAAAAACCGAUCUGAAUACUCAUUUCCAAACACAUUCAAUCAGACGUGAGCAAACAGGUACAAUAUCCUGUUUUAGAUGAUUUAGAUGAUUUAGCAGAUGGUUUAGAUGAUAUCAGCAGAAAACAGUCAACCGUAGAUUCUUUAAAAAGACUUAACAGGGGAAAGAUAGAGAAGGAAGGUCGUUUUAGGAGCUCGCACACAGCUGGAUAAGACCGUGUAUUAAAGCACCACGUCCCACCCGCAGCCAUGCCCCGGUACCUGCGGCAGCUUGGGGUCGUUGAUGUCCCAGGGAAAGGCGCUCCGUUUUCUCCUCCAUCGUGAAAUAAAGCCUGCCCUACAGCCCCACCGAGACGGGAUGCAGAAAGGAAAACAGUGAAGGACGGAGUAGAGAUAAGCAGCAACAUGGCAGCCCAUGCAGAAGACUAUCUCGAAUCACUGCUCAUUGAUGCCUUUAAGGGGAAGGGGUACCAGAAGAUAAGUGACCUGCUGCAAGAGAGAGAAACAGACACGCUGCAAAAGUACAGCAACUCUCUCCUUAGCCAGCUCGACAAAGCACUGAGAAGGGAGCUGGACAAGAACGACUUCCACAACGUGUCCCUUCUGCUGAAGUGUAUCCAGCUCUACUUCAAGAGUGAUCUCCAGCAGGGGACGAGCUUGUUCAUUGAGCAAGGACUUGUAGAAAAGAUGGUAGCUUGGUUUGAAAGAGCGAGAACGUUUGUGAUCCUCAUUGACCCAACUGAAAAUAGUUUUUUGAUGGUGCUUCUAGAAGACUUCUUUGACUCUGCAUUGGUGAUUUGCAAGUGCAGUAAUGAAGGGAAGAAGCAGUUGGUGAACUUGUUUCUGCCUGAGCUAGGGCGUCUGGUGACAGAGGCAAGCAUUUGCUGUGCCCUGCGGCAGGAGGCAUUGAGGACUCUCAACUCUAUACUUGACAGUGUCCCACGUGAGGGCAGAAAGAAACUCCCGCUGUCGGAGGAGGUGUGUUUCCUUACGAAGGAUCUUGCAAAAACAAUGCUGGAGGCUGGUGAUUACGACCUUCAGGUUGCCCUUUCAGAAGCACUCUGUAGGUUAACGAUAAAAAAAUGGAGAGAUGACCUUGUUAACCACUGGUUUGAAGAUAAGUAUCUUGCUGAAGCUUUCAAAGAGAUCAAGGAUAAAGAAUUUGAGACGGACUGCAGGAAAUUUCUUAACCAGUUAAAUGAAAGGCUUGGGGAUAAAAGAAGAGUCUAUUCAUUUCCUUGCCUGUCUGCUUUUGCUGACGUGAGCCAGGUGAAGAAGCCAUCAGAUGAGAAGCUGGACAAGUUCUGGAUUGACUUCAACACUGGCAGUCACAGUGUGACUUUUUACAUAGACAGUACUGAGGGUGUUCUUUGGGACUCUGUAAGGCUACAGAAAGAAGCAGUCAGCUGCUACAGUCUGAAGGAGGAUGGUGGAGAAAAGAUAGUCAAAAUUUACAUGAAGAUACCUGCUACUCUUAACAAAACAGAAGCAACAAAAAUCAAGUUACAUUUCAGUGCUGAGUAUGAAAUAUUUAGUAUACUUAGAAAAGUCCUUGGAGAUGAAAAAAUGAUGGCAAACAUGGGUGAAGAGGAGUCCAUCCACAAUGAGAAGCAAACCAGGCAGAGUGAAGAAGUGACAUCUCAGUCCAGUGAUCUACAGAAGAAGAAAGAUCCUGAAAACUUUGAAAACAUGGAAUCCAUAGCAGAAAACUUGAUCUCACAACACAACGAGCAGUUAGUGGGCACUGUAGCACAGAAAACGUCUAACUCUGAUGUCGCCAUGAGUGCAGUGAACCAGCAAUCUGGCCUGGACGAAGCUGACCAAGGCUCAGAGAAAGCAGGCAAACAAAAACAUUUACUAGUAGCUCCAGAGAGUGAAGUUUCCUUGUCUCCUUCAGCAAACAAGUCCAAAACUCAAUCUCCAAGGAUGGAUAUGAAGUCUAGUGAGAAGCCAUCAGAAGAGAAACUUACGGAAGCGUCAAUGCCCAAGGUUGGUACCUUGGAAAAGAGAACCAGAACAAAAGGUUUGGUCAAGCAGAAGACUGGAGGCAGGAAGGACUGCUAUGACUUUGAGGUCUCAGACUCUGCAAGUCAUGAGAAGGUUGCUGAAGCCAAAGAGAAGGUUUUCAUGAAGAAAAACUAUUCACAAAAUCAGAGUUACAGGAAGCAUCUCUUCUCUGAAAGCAAUAAUGAAAAAACAAGCAACAGUGAGAGUGAGAAAAGCUGGAUCCUCAACUCGCAGAAAGAGCUACUGCCAAAAUCUCUCAGCUACACCCGAAAAAGGCGCAGAGUGAGAAGAAAAUUAAAAGUACUUCCAGUGUCAUCUCCAAGCAGCAGCAAUGAAAACCAGAUGGAAGAGCAGGGAGCAGCAAGACAAAAAGAUGAAAAGAAAGCGUCAAGGAAAAAACACACAUCUACCUCUAAGGGUGUUGAUUUACCUACAGAGGAUCUUGCUGGUGACGUGCCAUCAGAGGAGCCCAAAGGCACAUGGCAGCCAUUGGAUGUGUCUAUGGAGGAGCACUCUGGUGUGGAGGAGGAGGUGACACAGAAGUUUCGCAAUGUGUCUGGUGAAGAGACAAGAGAAGAAGAAAGCUUUAAGCGGAAGGACUCGGAUGCAUUAAGUGGCACUGUUGUGAAGAAGCCCAGGUUUUUCAGUUCGGAAACAAAGCACUUGUCCUCUGAGUCACCCUUUAAACCAAAGAAGCUUUUGAACUCAGUUGAGAAGAAAGAGGAGAUCAAAAGAGAUCAGGAAACGGUUGAUGUGAGUACUGCCUUUCUUUCCAAGAUACAGCAUGAAGAUAUUGGUGAUGCAGGAGUGAUUGCUGUAUUUGAAAGUUUUACCAACCAGCUAAAGCAACUGUUCUGGUCCAGGUACAAAGAGAUGGAGAUGUCUGCACAGAACACGCUGAAGACUUCUGAGAAGAAUGUUUCUGCUCUGCUGAAAGAGAUUCAUGAGUGCAGACUGAACAAGCUGGAAGCCUUCAAGAAGAUUGUUGUGGAGGAGCUUGCCAGCCUUGAGAAAGAUACUCAGAUCUUGAGGAACAUGGAGAAGGAUGCAGUGGACUUCUGGAACGCACAGUUGCACAAACUGAAUUCUUUCUGCAACCAGCAGAAGCAAAGAAUUCAGUCUGUUGAUUCAGCCCUGGGUGAGACAGCUGAGAGUUUUGCCAGUACAAUUGUCAACACCUCACACAAUGUCUCAAUGAAGAGUGCAGUAGAGAAUGGUGUGUUUGUUGUUCCUUCUGACUAGCAGCCCUCUGAUUCACUGGAGUGUUUGAAAAUGCAGAUAAGAUGGUCUUGUGAAGGAGAUGUUAAUCUAUUUUUAAAUGGAAAGAAAAAUGAGAAGAGAGAAAAUAACAUUGGUAAUGAGUUUUUUGUUGUUUUGUUUAAGAAUAGUAUAUGCUGGUUGAAUUGUUCCAUUUUGACCUGUGUCCAAAACGUUGUUCCUGCAAAACUGUAAGAUAGGCUCAUUAAAUACCAAAGAAAUAGAAAAUGAACUAAGUAUAAUGACUCAGCCAACAAACUGAUGCACAUUGGCCACUCAGCUCUGGACUGCAGAGAAGAAAGCAUGAAGGGAUCUACUGGAUGUUGGCCAUGUGCCUGGUGGCAUUCUGCAGACUAAAGGGCAAGAAACCUGGAGCAUUGCAGGCAUAAAGGCAAGUGAAACUAGAGAAAGUAUUUCUAAAACCAGUAAUUAUAGCUUGCUGUACUUUGUACUCUCCUGGAAGCUAAUGUUAGAAUUAGAUAAGUAACACCAAAGGUCUCUUGAAAAUGAACAGCAGAUAAACUAUGCUAUUUAACAUCAUUCUCUCUUUCAACAAGUUGGUUUCCUAAAUUGCGGUUGCUCUUCACAGCAUUAAAUGCAGCUUGUGACAAACUUCACUCGUGCUGCUGCAUCUUAAUGAAUGUGUGGGAAUGUGGAGUGGUUCCAAGCUCUGUUUCUACCUACUUGCCUUGUAAAACAGACCUCAUAUUGCCUUGUGAGUUAGAGUCAGGGGAAUCCCCCCUGCACAUGUUGUACCUGCAUGGCAAAAGUCCAGCUCUGCCAGGGCUGUUUCAUCACUGAAAGCCUUCAGGUAGCUGAGCCUGCUCCCUCUCAGAAAGGCUGCAGUAUCAUACCUGAAUUGAGAACAGUGAAAAUCUAUAGCUGCUAUUGCUGAAACACUUCCUGAAAGUGUAGUGCUUUUUCCUUUUGCUGAAGUAUUCCUGGGCUGGUGUGAGAUAAGGCUGCAUUUCCAUUCAUAUCAAGAGGUGGCUGGUUCUUUCUUUCCAAGUUGAUUUAAAAGCAAAGACUUAUUCACUCCUGCCCUUCCUACAGAUCCAGUACCACUGGUCUGCCUUCUGCCAUUUGUAAUGUGUGAAAGACUGGAGCUGCUAUUUUGUGACUGCUGGCUUGCCUGUAUUUCUUUGAGGGCUGUCCCUGGUUUCCUGACUAUGUUGCAUCCUUCUGCUGCUCUGCAGGGUCUUUGCAGCAGUCACUGAAACUCUGCUUUUGUAACCUGUGACCUUGGGCAGUGUCAGGUCCUUUAGGACAGAUGUUGUCAUGGCUGGCUUAGGCUUGUUCACCUCCUUCAACACCAUGUUUGUUGCCCAAAGAGAAGGUUUGACACGGGAAUCAUAGUGAGUCGUGAGGGCUCUCCUCACUUAGGGAUCCUUUUUUUUUUUUCUUUCCCCCCCUCAAAUAAUGAUAGCAAUGGAUGGCCAUUUGUUUCUGAGAUCAUUUUUGGUGGUUUUACUUGCUCUCCAGGUUAGAGCAGCCAAGCACUUAAGUUUUGUGAGCACAAGGGAGUAGAUGUUGCAAGUUCUGUUUUGCUACGUCUCCCCACUGUUGGUGGAUGGUGAUAGAAUACCAUUUUCACAUCACUUAUGACCCUAAAAAUAGGCAUGUUUCUCAUGUAAUUAUCUGUAGGGCACAUAGAGGAAUAAAACUGCUGCAUAAUGUAUUUCUUGUUGAAUCCUUGUGUAAUCUGUCAGUAAAAAGUUUGGGAGGUGUGUUGAGCAGUUCAGGUGGUUUGAAUAAAGGAGAAAACAUCCUCUUUCACUGAAGCACGUAUGCAACAAUAACUUUUAUUGCUUUUAAUUGUUUUACUGGACCCCAAAAGGCAGCUUUCCCUGACAGGGUAGGAUGGGAGAGGGGAUAGAGCUGCCAUGUAGCUUAGAUGACCCUUUCCCCUGCACUUCUUUUCUAUCCUUUCAUAUAAAAUGUGUUAUCUAUUGAGCAGCAUAGCAAGUUAAGCCUGGCAAGCUGUGAACUGCCUGAGCUGGGAGGUGGUUUGGUCCUUCCCAGUGGUCUUCACAUCUGUGCCAGCAAUAUGUACAAGUAUAGACAACAUCUGGGUCAGGAAUGGCCUCCUGUGUUUGGACAGCCCAUCUUGCACCAUUUCCUGUGCUGUUGGGUCAGUUUGGUAGCUGAAGUCCCUUGAAGGUCUGAAGUCCACUUGGCUUCUGCAGGUAAUGUGUUGCAAAACGGCCUUGUGCAAGUUACCCUAAAGUUUCCCACAAAAGAAUUAUUUGCUG
Molecule: messenger RNA, 6748 nt
Organism: Meleagris gallopavo (turkey)
Lineage: Eukaryota; Metazoa; Chordata; Aves; Galliformes; Phasianidae
Source: RefSeq, a predicted model, not a curated record